AUGCGCCUGGACGGGUGGCCACAGCCGACAAGUGCGGGGCUGUGCAGUUGGCGAUGCCUGCUGGUCGAGUUCGAGGGGGAGGCGUUCUUACACGAACGUUUGGUGAUUAAGGCACACCCCAACGGCGGCUCAGCCUGGAUUGCGACGCCUGAUCAGGACGAGUACGAGGAGGACUACCGUAACGAUCCCGACAUCGUGGGGGUCACCUUCCUGGAUGAUGCGGGUCGCCCUCCAGCGCCGCCCCACCUGCCGGUGUACGCCUUUCGGGCUGCCCCGACUCAGGCGGUCCUGCAGGCAGCGCUCGGCAACGCAGAGGUGCAAACUCAGCUGUUGGGCUGGGGCCAGGCUGUCGCGGCGCCGCAGGUCCAGGCGGGUGCGAUCGGUGUCCCAGGCGCGGGGAAGUGGCUCCUGGCGGAGCCGUGCGGCAACAUGAAGAUCGGGGAUGAGGCGCCUGUUGCUCCCACGGGCCCGUUCGCGAGCGUGAAGGCGGUGUCGACCUGCACGCUGCCGUCGGGCAACACCGUGGCCGUCUUCGUGGAGUGGGUGCCGACGCACAAGGUGAGUGAUUGUCGCAUUAUGAAGCCCCGUUUCGAGCAUGGCGUUCGCAGUCGUACCUUCAACGACAGAGUGUUGGAGUUGUUCGAGGAGCCUGACCUCGAUGGCUUCCCGAAGGGUCCUCGCAUCACGUUGGGCACCGCACAGACUUUGAGGUCUCAGGGGCUGACCUGGCAGACCCAGGCUCGUGAGUGGCCCGUCGCGGCUCGCAUUCCUCCUGGGGACAGGUCGGUGCACGAGUACAAGCUGAUCUGUGAGGUGCUGAAUGCGUUGCAGUGCAUCGAUCAGUGUAACCUGCCGAACCUGGUAGGGGCCGAGCUCUUGGUGAGGCGCAAGAGCGUGCUGGAGGAGGCGCACGCCUCGUCGCCCAGCAACCCGGACUACAGCGCAGCCGACAUCAUGAUGGGCUGGGCUGAGACGAGGGGCACGGGGAGCACUCCUGAGUCACUCAUGAGCUACACCGCUAACAGGCUGAAGGAUAAGGCAGCGAUCUUGAAGGAGAAGAGGAAGGCAGUCGAUGAGUCCAGGCUCGGGGGAAAAGGUCAGCCCUCGAAGGACAAGGACAAGGGCACCAAGAACUAG
Molecule: messenger RNA, 1137 nt
Organism: Prorocentrum cordatum
Lineage: Eukaryota; Dinophyceae; Prorocentrales; Prorocentraceae
Source: the annotation of a GenBank genome assembly